CGUCAUAAACUGUUUGGGGCUGAUAAGGACUGGUGAGUACACAGAAUACAUAAAAGCCGGUUAAUCGAGGUCAAACUGUAGGCACGUACGGGUGGGGUUCCACUUACCCAUAAAACCCGGGGUAUAUGUGAGAUCAGGUGUGUUCACGAUCAGUGUCGCGCCUAGCGGAUAUAGAUAGCAACGUGUCGGGCUUUACCUGCCUCAGUACAUUCGUAUAUCCGAGGGAACUAUCAGGAGGUGUAUUUCGCCAUUGUGAGGUACCAAGAUGGGGACUUCCCGACAUAUAUUUUAUGCGCUCUUGAUGAUAUCCGCACAUAUCCACUCAUCAUAUGCUUCAUCCAGUACAUCAGUCUCGGUAAGCGGGUCUACAACAGACAGUGCAACUGACAGUACGACUGGCGGGUCUACAACAGACAAUGCUACUGGCAGUACGACUGGCGGGUCUACAACAGACAGUGCAACUGGCGGGUCUACAACAGACAGUGCAACUAGCAGUACGACUGGCGGGUCUACAACAGACAGUGCAACUGGCAGUACGGCAGGCGGGUCUACAACAGACAGUGCAACUGACAGUACGACUGGCGGGUCUACAACAGACAGUGCAACUGGCAGUACGGCAGGCGGGUCUACAACAGACAGUGCAACUGGCAGUACGGCAGGCGGGUCUACAACAGACAGUGCAACUGACAGUACGACUGGCGGGUCUACAACAGACAAUGCUACUGGCAGUACGACUGGCGGGUCUACAACAGACAGUGCAACUGGCGGGUCUACAACAGACAGUGCAACUGGCGGGUCUACAACAGACAGUGCAACUAGCAGUACGACUGGCGGGUCUACAACAGACAGUGCAACUGGCAGUACGGCAGGCGGGUCUACACCAGACAGUGCAACUGGCAUUUCGGCAGGCGGGUCUACACCAGACAGUGCAACUGGCAGUACGGCAGGCGGGUCUACAACAGACAGUGCAACUGGCAGUACGGCAGGCGGGUCUACAACAGACAGUGCAACUGGCAGUACGGCAGGCGGGUCUACAACAGACAGUGCAACUGGCAGUACGGCAGGCGGGUCUACAACAGACAGUGCAACUGGCAGUACGGCAGGCGGGUCUACAACAGACAGUGCAACUGGCAGUACGGCAGGCGGGUCUACAACAGACAGUGCAACUGGCAGUACGGCAGGCGGGUCUACACCAGAAAGUGCAACUGGCAGUACGGCAGGCGGGUCUACAACAGACAGUGCAACUGGCAGUACGGCAGGCGGGUCUACAACAGACAGUGCAACUGGCAGUACGGCAGGCGGGUCUACACCAGACAGUGCAACUGGCAGUACGGCAGGCGGGUCUACAACAGACAGUGCAACUGGCAGUACGGCAGGCGGGUCUACAACAGACAGUGCAACUGGCAGUACGGCAGGCGGGUCUACACCAGACAGUGCAACUGGCAGUACGGCAGGCGGGUCUACAACAGACAGUGCAACUGGCAGUACGGCAGGCGGGUCUACAACAGACAGUGCAACUGGCAGUACGGCAGGCGGGUCUACACCAGACAGUGCAACUGGCAGUACGGCAGGCGGGUCUACACCAGACAGUGCAACUGGCAGUACGGCAGGCGGGUCUACAACAGACAACAACACGACAGUUCCAACAACACUGGCUCCUGUUGCUUCAACAUCUUUUCCCGUCAAAACACCUUCUCUGGAUGGUGCGUUGUACGCGUUUCACUUCACAGUUAUUAUAGAUGGAGAUGAGAGCACAGCACAAGAGAGUAUAUUCACCAUCCUUGCCGUGUUCAGAACGUACUUUAAGGAAGUGAAAGGUUUCUACGAAUUGAGGCUUGAUACUACAACCAUAAAGACCGUUAGGCGGAAGCGAGACACAGGACCUAAAACAAGGAAGAACUUAAACGCCACCUUCACUGCUAGGGAUGUUUAUACACCUGACGCAGACAAAGCAAAUCUGUGGGUCGACGAUGUGAAGAAUGCCAUUGAGAAUGCCACAAUUACUCAAAAUGCCAACGCCACGUUCUCCCCCGAUGAAAGUUACAAGGAAGAUCUCGUGCAGUUUGCGGAGGAUGUGGGGAAUCUUUGCGGAGCAGUUGGACAGGAUAUCUGUGCUUUCAAUCAGAUAUGUAAUAAAACCAAGCAAUUGUGUUACCAUCGCUGUGAAUUUCUCAAGUGUGGGGAUCAUGGGGAAUGUCAAGUUGUUGGUAUAGAUGAGAGUUCCAUUCAAGCAAAAUGCCAGUGCUCCAGUGACGGCUUGUACGACUACAGUGGUGACGACUGUCUGACCAAAGUCAUGAACUGGGUGUACAUACUGGUCAUUACGUGCAGCGUCGGCGGAGGCAUCAUCCUCAUCCUCGCUGUCGCCGUCAUCUGUUGCUGUAUCAGAAAAAGAAGGGCGCCAAAGACUGAGCGGUCAUUACUUGACGGCUACUCCGAAGGGGGACACGAUAUUUCACUGCAAGAUUUCAGUCAACGCAGAUCCCUGGUGAACCCCCGCUUCAAGUCAGAGUAUUCCAACAUGGCGCACAGCAACGAGGGUUACCAACCUGAUAGCUACGACCCGUACUUCUACCAGUCAGACAACAGGUCAUGGCUGCAUUCGCCUGAGGCCAACGCCGCCAUGGAGAAGCAGUACAGAGCCGAGAAGACCUUCAAGUCGGGUUUCAGUAACAUCGACACCGACAGGAGUUAUACAAUAAAGAGGCCACAGGUGUCUCCGAAGGCUGUUGGAGACGAUCAACUGUAGGACAUAUCAGGAGCACUGAUUUCCCAGAAAGUGGUUCCGAAUACGUCCAUGGCCUGGCAAUCCCGCUGUGGAAGAACUCCUGGAAGUGCUUCACCAAGGUCCAGACAGUGCUUGAAGUCACGAAUAUCAUAUGGCCAAUGACAACCACGGCUCUAGUCUCAUCAAAGAGCCAGUAUCAUAUUUUCAAGUAUUAACAGUAUCAUCAGACGAGUAUGUUUUGCAUGUGAUCAUCAUGCUGUAUGCACCAACAUUUCAUCAAACUCAUCAAAGAGAAUACGAAUGCCACGAAUGUGUAGCUUAACGUUUCCAUAACUCAUUUCGCAUUACUGAACGGUAUUAUACAAGGUUACACAAUUCAACCACGUUUAUAACAGCAUUGCCGGAGGGAAGGUGUUCUUUGUUUGUUAUAUUUCCUGAAAAAAACAGUGACAUAUAGACGUUUUGUCUUGUCUCAAUAUAAUUAAUUACCUAAUAUCACAUUUCGAAAUAUAUUAACUGUUCUCAGAACGGAUAUAUAAUUACUGUUAUUCCGUUCAUAUUUACCGUUAAAGCUACGUUCAUUGAAUGCUCAACCGUUCAUUCCAGUAUUAUCAAAUAUAGUAGUUAUGAAAUUAUAUUCAUAUAGUGAAUGAGCUGUUGUUUCGUAUAUUCAUACCAUACAUAUUUAAACCAAUAUCCACAUCGCUUCAACGUAACUGAUGGACCAAGCUGUCUGAAUUGUAUGUUGUGUUUGAUAUACGAGGUGCUGCUGCUACCGUGUGGGUAUGACAACAUAUCAUCCCAACAGAAGGAGUAUUAAAUAUACUUGAUACAGUGGAGCCUCGUUCAUCCGGAAACUGCCUUCGGGGCGAUAGUGUUUGGAACGUCUUUGCAUACGCAAAGGGACACAACUCCAUAACCAUGAUUCGUUUAUCAGGAUAUAUGUUAACCCGGGCAUUUUGGCCGGGAACGGCACAGUCCGGAUUGAAGGGGUUUCACUGUUGUCUUAUGUAUCCUGCAGAUCAUUUGAGAUGAUAUAGCCGUACACUUGCCUCUGAAUAUCAGUCUGUGAGAGUCCCGUGUUUAAAACAACAAGAAAUAAAAUAUUUUGAGAUUUUAAGUUACAUGGACUAGUCAUUGAUUAAAUAUUACUCAAACAUGCCUGAAGUAUUUAAUUAAUUGGUUUACGGAAGAUCAUAGGGUCAGUUAUCGAAAUAUAUAUUAUAACUCAAUUUAAGAACAUUAUAUGAAGUAUUGUUGAUCACGAUAAAUAUAGAAACGUGAGUUAAAAAUAUUUGUGAAUGACAAAUAAGAUGGUUUCUUAUUCCUUUUGGCUUUCUUUUAAAAAUGUCUCCAAUGUUUUAUUUUAUUUUAUUAUUUUUAAAAUCUGGGUCGGUUUAUGGAUAAGCCAAGGAACAAAUACGCCAUGCGAGUAAUGUCAAUGUCAUUGUUUGUCUGACUUCGCUCCCCCGGGACAAUAGUUGACAUUGUUAUAGGUGCAAGGGGUUUGGUGGUAGUUUGGUUUGCUUCGUGCGAAAGUACUUUGAAUUGGUAUUUAGAGUCAUAUUCGUUAAAAUUCAUUAUGAUUAUUUUACUCAGAAUCGACAUUGUGUGAAUGGGAGUGAUAACCUUUUUUCUAUUGAUUGAUCUUAUACAUGUACAUAUUUCCUCGUGACUAGCUGAGACGAGAAGCACAUGCUUUUGUUGAUCAUGGUCAUAAUAUCAUGGCAGGAAGUGUAAUAUAUCUUAUGUUUUGUUGGUAUAUUUUAUUAUUGCCAUUAUUGUAUAUAUGUAAAGAAACAAACAAAGAAUUAUUUUGUCAAA
Molecule: messenger RNA, 4552 nt
Organism: Haliotis rufescens (red abalone)
Lineage: Eukaryota; Metazoa; Mollusca; Gastropoda; Lepetellida; Haliotidae
Product: cell wall protein AWA1-like
Exons: 13
Coding region: 266-2749 (827 amino acids)
Source: RefSeq, a predicted model, not a curated record